AGUAGUGAGACACGGCAGUGAUCAAGAAACUACAAGCCUUCAAGAAGCUCCAAGUCAUUGAUCAACCAUGCUCGCCUUUCUCGUCUGUGCUGCUCUGCUGGUUGCGGCUGAGGUGUCGGCUCAGAGCUGUGGGAUCGCAGCGUAUCCCCAGAUCCGCGUGGUGAAUGGCGUGGAGGCUCGUGCCAACUCCUGGCCUUGGCAGGCGCUCGUGCAGAGGUACUCUGGAGGAAGAUGGGUCAACUACUGUGGAGGAACCCUGAUUGAUCGUCAAUGGGUGCUCACCUCUGCGAGCUGCUUCACGAAUGGCUACAGCUACAGGGUGGUGUUGGGAAAGCACAGUGUGUCCACAACUGAGCCGGGGGAGAUCACCCCUCCAUUGAGCCUGGCUGUCUGGCAUACCUACUGGAAUCCCAGCAUCCCAACAAAUGGGUACGACAUCGCCAUGUUCAAGAUUGCAUCGCCCGUGACCCUCACAAGCAAGGUGCGCCUCGCCUGCCUGCCCAGCGCCAACCAGAUCCUGCCCAACAACUACCCGUGCUACGUCACGGGCUGGGGUUCUCUCGACACCAGCGGCCCCUUCCCCAGCGUGCUGCAGCAGGCCAGCCUGCCCGUGGUCGACUACGCGACGUGCAGCCAACCCAGCUGGUGGGGGAGCAGCCUGAGGAGCAGCGUGAUCUGCGCAGGGGGCAGCACCCGCUCUGCGUGCUCUGGUGAUGGAGGUGGUCCACUGAACUGCCAGCAGUCAGACAAUGCCUGGGUGGUGCAGGGAAUCACCAGCUACGUCUCAUCUCUGGGCUGCAACACAGUCCGCAAGCCCACUGUGUUCACCCGCGUAUCAGCCUACAACAGCUGGAUCAGCAACGUCAUGAGCGUGUACCGUGAAGCUCCGAAGAUCGCCGAGGGAGAGCAGAGCGUCAACAGCGGAGUUAAUGCCACAAUUGCCGCAUUCAAGAAGCCGCAGGCUUAAAGCAUCAUGCUCUUUACAUCAAUGCUACCGCUAAUACUAGAAUUACAGUUUAUUGUUACGGGUAUUGCCUUUUUUAAUGUGGUACUGGACAUGUGAGCAUAGGAUGGGUGGUUUGAUGCAGUGAGUUUGUGUGGCCAUGGCAGACAUAUUACCAGUGUUAAUGACACUAUAACAACUUGGCAUUUAGAUCACAUGUGAAACAAUGAGCUUUCUAAUUUGACAAAAAAUACAUUUUUGUCAUACCAACAUGCAUACUGUACUGCCAGUGCUAUACAAUUUAAAAACAUCUUUUUAAAGUAAAGUUCCAUAAUGAACCGCUAUUUUCAUAGUAAGUUUACAUUUUUUCUACCUUUGUGAAGACAAUGUUAAACAAUAUUGCAUAUAUAGUAUGGUACGACUGAUUACAAAUCCAUAAUUAGCAAAUUAUUGACUCGAUUUCCAAAUACUGUAAUGUGAUCUCAAGUGUACCGGAUCUGCUAAUGCUCCACCAGGCAGAUAUUACCUGGGGCCGUGUGAUGUUCUGCGUUGUGUUCAGUCUCCCGACUCAUGCAUAAUCUGGUUGCGUGGCAUUACAAAGAGGAUCCAGAAACAGAGCUCAAUUUGCUGGUGGAGUUUAUUUUUAAAAACGUGUUAGCCUCCACGCCAUAUUCAAAGCAUCACUCUCCUAUAAAAAUGGACAUAUAGUACGCUAUGAAUUGUACUUUUUAUCAAAAAAAUAAAAAUAUAUAUUUGUUUUCUGAAAUACAAAUGACACUAAUAUAACAACAGCAAUGUAUGUUAAGAUGUUAUACCUACAAACAUGUGAUGGUUUUAAGUCGGAUAUUUCAGCAUAACGGAGACAUGGCUGACAUCUGUAAAAUCUGGCCAUCAUUGUAGGUGAUGGCUAAGACUGUACAGUAGGGCAAAGCGAUUGGACAGUGGGGGAGGAUUAAACACAAUCAUUUGAGACUGAUCCUGCAGAUCAAAGCUACCUCUGAACUAUCUAUUCAGGUACUGACAUUUUGGUGACAAUUCAUCCAGGUAAUUCUACUCAUCUGUUCUACGAGCAAUGAUUGGAAAAACAAGCUCAUGGGACGACCUUUAAAGGCAUGCAUCUUUGGACUACCGAAAUAAUGUCACUGUUACACGUGUACAGUUUAGCAUUGUACAGGCCAUUAUAUUACUUUAAUAUUGGUCAGGCCAAUGUAGCAUUUGUGCAAUUCCGUCCAUUAUAAUUUAGUAGUGUUUGGGUCACGCAGUAUCGUGGUGUAUUGUGGGAAGCAGGUUAAUGCAGGGUGAUGAAGACUCGUUUCAUAAUGCUUAAUGUGUCCGAUGUGGUUUAUGAAUUAACAGUACUGUACUGUGGAUUGAUAAUGUUAUUGGUGAAUGUUUGGGUUGGUGUAAAAUAAACAUUUGAAGUACAAAAUAAA
Molecule: messenger RNA, 2376 nt
Organism: Petromyzon marinus (sea lamprey)
Lineage: Eukaryota; Metazoa; Chordata; Hyperoartia; Petromyzontiformes; Petromyzontidae
Source: RefSeq, a predicted model, not a curated record